AUGGGGUCCGCGCCGUCCAAGACAACCCAGGCUGAGCAGUGCGAGUCGGAGAAGGCGACAUACGUUACCCGCGAGCUCGCGGAGUCCCUCGCGAAGCUCGACCUCUCUGCACCGCUCUCGGUCGAUGGCUCGCUCUCGCUCUCCAACGUGGACGCGUGGGAGGACGACGUGACGCAGUCCCCCAAGCUCCAGCUCGCACGCACGAUCCUCAACCACACCAACAUCCGCGAGACGCUCACUUCGCGCAGCUCGUACAUCGCGGACGCGCAUGUGUUCAACACCGAGCUGGAGUUCAAGACCUCCCCGAUCACGAACCAGAAGAGCUCCGGCCGGUGCUGGCUCUUCGCGACCACCAACGUGCUGCGGUACAACAUUAUGAAGAAGCUCAACUUGUCAGAAUUCCAGCUCUCGCAGUCAUACCUAUUCUUCUGGGACAAGCUGAACAAGUCGAACUACUACCUGGAGCUCGCCAUCCAGCACGCGGACCUCCCAGUCGACGACCGUCUCGUCUACUAUCUCGCCGACGAGCUCAUCAGCGACGGCGGCCAAUGGGACAUGGCCGUCAACCUGCUCGAGACAUACGGCGUGAUCCCGCAGCCGCUCUACCCCGAGUCGCUGCACUCCUCGCUCUCGAGCCCAGUGAACACGCUGCUCAAGACGAAGCUGCGCGAGCACGCGCUCAUCCUGCGCGACCUCUCCGCCUCGUUGCGCGCGGACCCCGCGAUUAGCGCGGACGCGGCGCUGCGUGCGCUCCGCUCGAAGAAGGAGGCGCUCCUGAAGGAGGUGUAUGUCGUGAUGAGCGCGACGCUCGGCGUGCCGCCGCGCCCGGACGAGAAGCAGACGUGGGACUACUACGACAAGGAUGGGAAGCCGGGCUCGUGGACGGGCACGCCGCGCGAGUUCUACAAGGCGUUUGCGUACGACAAGUACUCUCCCGCGGACUCGUUCUCGUUGAUCAACGAUCCGCGCAACGAGUACGGCAAGCUCUACACCGUCGACAAACUCGGCAACAUCUGGGGCGGACGGCCCGUACUCUACGUGAACACCGAGAUUGAGAACUUGAAGCAGGCCGUAGUGAAGCAGCUCAAGGCCGGACAGCCCGUCUUCUUCGGAUGCGAUGUCGGCCAGUUCUCCGACCGCAACGCAGGCGUCAUGGACACCGCGCUCUUCGAGUAUGAGGCGGCCUUCGACAUCAAGUUCGGGCUCACAAAGGCAGACCGGCUGCACACGAGCGAGUCCUCAAUGACGCACGCGAUGGUGAUCUCGGGCGUGCACCUCGACGCGGCGGGGCGGCCCGCGCGCUACAAGGUCGAGAACUCGUGGGGCGACGUCCCGGGCGACCGCGGGUACUUCGUUAUGAGCGACGCGUGGUUCGAGCAGUUCGUGUACCAGGUCGUCGUGCCCAAGGCGCUCGCGCCGAAGGACCUCGUCGCCGUGUUCGACAAGGGCGAGGCGCAGACGCUUCCGCCGUGGGACCCUAUGGGCUCGUUGGCUUGAGUGUUUCGGCGAAUGCAUGUUUGGAUGUUUCGGGACACUGCCUAUCUACUUGCUUUGUGUUUGUGCAAUGUUGUAUUGUAGCUGAGAGGGGAUGCUGGGACAAAUGCGUUGGAGACAAUGGAUUGACAAUUCUACAC
Messenger RNA from Trametes versicolor FP-101664 SS1, 1634 nucleotides. RefSeq names its product peptidase C1B bleomycin hydrolase. Gene Ontology annotation, biological process: L-homocysteine catabolic process; response to toxic substance; proteolysis. Gene Ontology annotation, molecular function: cysteine-type aminopeptidase activity. Bases 1 to 1497 code for a protein of 498 amino acids. Gene Ontology annotation, cellular component: cytoplasm. The record is from RefSeq and is a predicted model, not a curated record. NCBI's taxonomy places the organism in Eukaryota, Fungi, Basidiomycota, Agaricomycetes, Polyporales, Polyporaceae. The transcript is spliced from 7 exons.